AACCUUAUUUCUCUUUUAUCAUCACUUCCUCCCGCCUCCCCCUCCCCUCCCCACCCCACCCCCAAAAAAAAAAAACAUCCACAGGAACGAAAACGAUAACAAUAGUAAAAAGCUGAAACGCUGUCGUUGGUCUACUUUUUAUUAUUAAAAGGUGAAGGAAAUAAUAUUCGAAGCCCGCGAGCCACGACGAUUGCCAUCUCAGAACCAUUGUUAGAUAAUAAAGAAGCUAAAAGAUGAGUGAAGUUUUCGAAGGAUAUGAACGGCAAUAUUGCGAGCUCUCGGCGAAUCUUUCCAAGAAGUGUACGGCGGCGGCUGCACUUGGUGGAGAGCAGAAAAAACAAAAAGUUUCUGAUAUAAGAGUUGGAUUGGAGAAUGCAGAAGAUCUGAUUCGGAAAAUGGACAUUGAGGCAAGAAGUUUGCAGCCAAAUGUCAAGACUAUGCUUCUUGCUAAGUUAAGGGAAUAUAAAUCGGACCUUAACAAUCUGAAAAGCGAAGUUAAAAGAAUUGCAUCUGGCAAUAUAAAUCCAGAUGCUCGAGAUCAGUUGUUAGAGUCUGGAAUGGCUGAUGCACUCACGGCAUCAACUAAUCAAAGAUCAAGACUAAUGAUGACUACAGAGCGGUUGAAUCAGAGCAGUGACAGAAUUAGGGAUAGUAGAAGAACCAUGCUCGAAACAGAAGAGCUUGGUGUUUCCAUUCUUCAGGAUUUGCAUUCGCAGCGACAGGCUCUCUUGCAUGCCAAUAACACGCUUCAUGGAGUGGAUGACAACAUUGGCAAGAGCAAGAGAAUUUUGACAGCCAUGUCAAGGAGGAUGAACCGGAACAAGUGGAUCAUUGGCAUCAUUAUUGCAGUUCUUAUCAUCACUAUUGCCGCUGUUUUAUACUUCAAACUUGUUAAAUAGGUAGUGGCAUUCUGCAUCUUCACCAUCUUGGCUCUGGGUGUUUCUGAGAGUGAUAAGUUUAUUUUGUCCUUGCAAUGUGCUUCAUUAAUCCACAGACUCGGUUUUAUUCAUUCAUUCAUUUCAGUUCUAUGUGGUGAACGUUAAGAAAGAGUUUCAGUCCUUGGAUUUGGGACUUCCUUUUAAAGAUUUUAUCAUUUAUUUGGAGGAUAAUGUGGUGUCAGACAUACAAAGAAAUAAAUGUUGUUUAUAUACAAUAUUGGGGUGAGGGUAAAUGGGUUGAAUUUAUGUCAAACAAGUGUUUGACAAAAAAUUUAAUUAUUGUUCUAUACAAGUCAAAACAUAAAUAUAUAUUAUCAUGGUUUUAGCAUUUUAUAUAAAAA
This is a messenger RNA of Gossypium arboreum, 1279 nucleotides long. Its product is annotated as vesicle transport v-SNARE 13-like. Gene Ontology annotation, cellular component: endoplasmic reticulum membrane; SNARE complex; ER to Golgi transport vesicle membrane. The coding region runs from base 234 to 899 and encodes 221 amino acids. Gene Ontology annotation, biological process: intracellular protein transport; vesicle-mediated transport; vesicle fusion. Gene Ontology annotation, molecular function: SNARE binding; SNAP receptor activity. The transcript is spliced from 6 exons. Lineage: Eukaryota; Viridiplantae; Streptophyta; Magnoliopsida; Malvales; Malvaceae. The record is from RefSeq and is a predicted model, not a curated record.